GAAUUCAAUACGGAAGUGAGAUGCUCCGGAAGAUGGUGGCGUCGUCAGCGUCUAGUUAAAAAAUGCAAAAAGUAAAAUAAAAUAAUAAUUUAAAAAGAAGCAAUAUAGUUUUAAGAUUAGAGAAGACGCAACGCAAUAAAAUGAAGUAUUUAGUGACUGAAUGUCCGUCUCCUCAUGAUAAAUAAAUUGCUCCUAACGGGAACAAGAUGGACUACAACAGACCCCAGGGGGGUUCCUACAUGGACAAUCUCAUUGGGACUUUACUCGCAAUAUUUGGAAAUUUGUUUGUGAGCAUCUCCUUAAGCAUUCAGAAAUACAGCCAUGUGACAUUAGCAGGAAGAAAGGACCAACGUGCUUUCUAUUGCACUAAAACGUGGUGGUCUGGUUUUGUAUUCACCUGUAUUGGGGAGGGAGCCAACUUUGUCUCUUACGCUUUUGCCCCUCUUGCUCUCAUAGCACCUCUUAAUGCAGUAUCUGUCCUGACCAGCUCAAUUUUGGGAUUUUUAUUUUUGCGUGAGAAAUGUAAAGCAAAGGACUUUGCAAAGCACUAUGGACUGACAUUCCUGGGCUACAUCCUCACAAUUGGAGGAACGUACCUCUUUGUAGCAUUUGGACCAAAUUCUCAUGAAAAACUUCAAGCAGAAAACAUUGUGAAACAUAUUGUGGGAUGGCCUGUUCUUUUGUAUUUGCUCCUGGAGAUUAUCAUGUUCUGCUUGCUUUUAUACUUCUACAAACAAUGUGGCACAAACUACCUUCUUAUUAUUCUGUUGCUGGCUGCAUUGCUAGGCUCUGUCGCAGUCAUUACAGUGAAGGCAGUUUCAGGCAUGCUGGUUCUGACCAUUGAGGGCACCAUGCAGCUUGAUUACCCGAUCUUCAGUGUCAUGUUUGUGUGCAUGGUAGCGUCGGUGAUCUUCCAGGCCAGAUUUCUCUCCCAAGCUUGUAAACUGCAUGACUCCUCUCUGGUUGCGAGUGUCAACUACAUCCUUUCCACCAUCUUUGCGAUGGUGGCUGGAGCCGUGUUUUAUCUGGAGUUUAAGAAUGAAGACAUCCUUCAUAUCUGCAUGUUUCUGUUGGGGUCUGCAUUCUGUUUCCUUGGAGUCUUUUUAAUCACCAAAAACAGGAAAAGGGCCAAGCUCUUUGAACCAUAUGUCUCCAUGAACAUGGCUAAUGGUGUCCCAACGAUCCAUGAUAAUGGCCAGGUUGUUCAGCCAGAUUUUAACGGAUCCUUCUCUUAUGGUGCUCUUGUCAACAAUGAUGGAGUGGCUCCUGCUACUUUACCUGUCAACCUGGAGCCCCCAUCAGUCACCUCCAGAGCCACAGAUUCAUCUUGUGGCCAGCCUGGCCUAAAGAAAGACUGAAACUCACUGCCUCCUAUUUAAUUCCUAAAUAUUAUUCAAGGGCCUUAAAAUGCCAUGAUGGGUAGCAGUUCCUACCUUGCCUUACACUCCUACACAUGCUUUCCUUUUUGGAAGUUGCUAAACCAAACAAUGAAGAGGAAAACUAUUGCUUUUUUCCUCCUUUUUGAGAAGAUGUCAACUUUUUUUGCUACAGAAAUUAACAGAGAAAACUUGAAGCUGAUGAAAUGUCUUUAGGAAUGAAAACUAAGACAGGAUGCUUUUCAUUACUCUAACCUAUGCUUCCUUCCAUCAUCUCUGCUAUGGAAAAUAUUCCCCUUCACCAUCCUUGAAUAGUCUUCAUGUUCCAAUCUUGUAAAUGCACAUUGAAGUAUGGAGAUGAGGAGCAACACGAGGUUUCUGGAUAACCGUAGUGGGAGAAAACAUUUGUAAUCUAUGCAAAAGUCUUUUAUUUAAGUGUAUUGCUUAGAAAUAUUUUGCCUCAACAAAAUAUUUCUAAAAGUAUUUCUAAUUUGGGAGUUAAACGUCAAGAGCUGAGGAAGCAAAGCAAGUAAGGGGAGUUUACAUGUUGGCAGAGUAAAAAAAAAACCCACACUGCUGUACAUUGAAGCUUCUUGCAAAAUACACUGAUCCAUUUUAUAUAUAUAUGUAUAUAUAUAUUACACAAUUUACACAAAUAAUAAGCAAUUUGUUGUUCCCAAUUAGUCAUGAUUGGGAAAAUACUGCACAGUAAUCUUUUCUGCCAUUGAAGAUUUGUGCUGACAAACUUAACUCAGUGUUGAUACCGACCAAUGUUGUACUGUAGCAACAUAGUUUUUUUUAAAAAAAGAAGACUUGCCAAUGGUCACUUUGACUUUAAGUAUCUGUCUCUUUCUCUGUUAUACAUGAAGCAAUUUAAUGAACUUUUUGUCUCCUGUUCUUGGGAUUUUACUGAAUUGUGGUUUUUCUUAACGUGACCAAAUACUGUGUGCGAUGGUUUUAAUUUAUUGUGACAUAUUUAUUGAUUUUUUUCCCCUAGACUCUGCUUUGAAUGUGCCUCAGAAUUUAGCUUCACACAGGACCGAUCACAGUAGGGUUGUGCAUGUUGCAUAAGCUGUAGGUGAGUAAUAAAUUAAAUGAUUAUUAAAUGGUAAAUUAGUCUGGCAGAUUAGUUAUUUCAAGGCAGCUGUAUUGUAUCAGUGCCUGUUUAAAUCAGAAUUUUGCUUUGUAAAAUAAAUGUAAAGCACCAUUUAGAAAAUAUUGGUACUGUACCAAUAGUUUGAUGUCAAAGCAUCACAAGUAGUCAUUUUAAAAUGGAAAUGUAACUUAAUUUAGUAAAGUUUCCUAUUUGGAUAGCCCUAUUGAGUGCCUUCUUUUGGCAAACUAGAAAUUUAAGUUAAUGUUGAAUUGCCACGAUUCUUUCUUGUACAAGGAAAUACAAUAUUUCUUUUCAAGCUUUAAAAAAUUGCUGCAUAAAAAACCUUUUCCACAUGCAGCAAUGCAUUUAUUCAGUGUUAACAACACAGCUUUGUAAAGGGCUAAUUGACUCAGCUCAGUGGUGAUGUUGCCUGUCAGUCAUUUAAUUUAUUUCACCCUCUCAUAAUACCAGGAAACCGUUGUAAAUACUAUGUACUCUCAUUAAAAAAUAUUCUCAUCCAAGUUUGGAGUAAUUUGUAUUUGAACUGUUUUUUUAACCUAUGUGGAGGGAUAGAAAGGUUCAUGCUAUUGCACAGAUUGUUUCUCAGCUGCCUUAAAGAAUAUCAAAACCAUCAAAUCCCCCCAUAAUUCAAAAUGAUGAUUAUUAUUAUUAUACUUAUUUCAGUAAAAACACUUAUUUGUAUUGCUUGAAAAACAUUGUAAAAGGUCUUAAAUUACCAAAAAUUAAAAACUGAUGUUGCA
Messenger RNA from Melanotaenia boesemani (Boeseman's rainbowfish), 3233 nucleotides. RefSeq names its product NIPA like domain containing 3 (gene nipal3). Gene Ontology annotation, molecular function: magnesium ion transmembrane transporter activity. Bases 207 to 1358 code for a protein of 383 amino acids. Gene Ontology annotation, biological process: magnesium ion transport. NCBI's taxonomy places the organism in Eukaryota, Metazoa, Chordata, Actinopteri, Atheriniformes, Melanotaeniidae. Gene Ontology annotation, cellular component: membrane. The record is from RefSeq and is a predicted model, not a curated record. The transcript is spliced from 11 exons.